CAAUGCAGGGGGAAUGCUGGGCUGGAUGGGAGCUGGGAAAGGUGCCCUGGGGGUUUAAAGCCAGAGUGAGAGCUGGGACUCUUAUGGCAGGGCACUGUCCUCUGGGCUGGGGGAAGAGGUGCUUGGAGCUCUCAGCGUGGCAGGUGCCCAAAGAGGCUUUGGGGACAUUGCAGGUGUCGCCAGCCCAUUGCUCCCUCCCAGCCAGACAUGCUGAGCCCUCUUUCUUCCACCAGGCCAUGUAUUUAACUGUGGCCUUCAUCCUGGCCCUGUUAGCCACCUGUGCUGAGAUGAAGGUGAAUCUAAAAAUUGAAAAGGAUGAAGUUAAACAGCUGCUGGAGCAUGAGGAAUAUUUACACCAAGAGAUGAUUCAGCUCCUGCAGGAGAUUGAGGGGAGCACUGGCACCAUGGAAGCCCUGCUCUGCUCUGCGCUGGAAAAGCAGUGGCUUCUUUGGGUCAGUGCAGCAGUCCUGGUUCAGGUUCUUGCUAUGGGCUGCUGGCUGGUCAGAACAAGAAAGCGUGGCUCUGCCAUCAGGAGGAGGCAGGAGGGAUCCAGCAGGAAGGAGAAGCAGGGCCUGCCCAGCACAAAGGUGCUGCAGGAGCUGGUGGAAGAGCUCCUCGGCGUCUGCCAAGUGCUGUCCCGGAGGAGCUUCAUGCCGGAGCUGCAUCCAGCCGCCGGGAUGGACACCAGCCCCACCUGCAGCGUCCAGGAGAGCAGCAUCACCUACCGCACGCCGGUCAUCCUGCAGCCACCGCCCGGCCACUCCUUCAGCACGGAGAGCAGGAAAUGGCCGCCAGGCGAGUGCAUCCGCGUGGGGCUGGAGUGCCUGUGCUCCGGGGAGCAGCUGCUGGGGCACACGUGCUUUCUCCACGCCUCUGGUGGCCAGCUGCCCAGAGACCAGGAGUGGUACCUGAUGGACACCCUCUGCACGGGCUCCUACUUGGACCCAGAGAAAGUCACCCACUGGGUGCAAAUGUUGGUGGCGUCGGCCUGGCUGCUCCUGCCGCACUCGCGCCAUUUCCAGCUGACGGCGCUGCCCUGCGGCAAGUCCUGCAGGUUCCGGCUGAGCGGCGCCUCUGGCCUGCACUGCAGCAUCGAGAUGGUUCUGGCCGUGCAGCAAGGCAGCUCCUGUGCCUGCCUGAGCCUUGAGCAGGCAGCAGCCGGCUCUGCCAGCAGCACCGUGCAGGCCACAGAGCUGCCACCUCUCUGACUCACUGCCACGAUGGCUGUGCUACUGAGGUGACAGCACUGCAACCAAAAAGGAAUUGAGGAAGUUGAAGUCAAUCAUUCCUCAUGGGACAUUUUUUGUGUUCUGCUGGGAUUCUUUAGUUCCUUUAUGUUAUAAAUGAAAAUUUAUUCAGCUGAAUUAAAAAACAAAACAGUU
Molecule: messenger RNA, 1382 nt
Organism: Taeniopygia guttata (zebra finch)
Lineage: Eukaryota; Metazoa; Chordata; Aves; Passeriformes; Estrildidae
Source: RefSeq, a predicted model, not a curated record